Molecule: messenger RNA, 1637 nt
Organism: Merops nubicus (carmine bee-eater)
Lineage: Eukaryota; Metazoa; Chordata; Aves; Coraciiformes; Meropidae
Gene: RNF169
Product: ring finger protein 169
Exons: 6
Biological process (GO): double-strand break repair
Cellular component (GO): site of double-strand break; nucleus
Molecular function (GO): ubiquitin-protein transferase activity; nucleosome binding
Source: RefSeq, a predicted model, not a curated record
ACUUUAUAUUCAGAGCACCCAUUAAAUUAAGCAAACCAGGGGAACUCCGAGAAGAAUAUGAAAGCCAGCUAAGGAAGCUGAGAGAAGAAAAACUACAAGAAGAAAAAGCUUCCGAGGAUCUAAUUCACAAGUUCAUUCUAGAUGAUGUGGAAGUAGGAAAAAGAAAAAUGGAAGAACAGCAGAAAAAAGAUGAAUCCUUAGUGCUUAAAGUGAACCAGGAGUCUUUUCCCGAGCGCCUCUCGGAUUCAGAGAAUGAAGAACCAUUCCAGGGCAAGCAGACACACCGCUCAGCAUUUGUGUCCAAGACCAGUGCCUACUCCUUUGCUUUCCUUUCAGGGAACCUCACCACCAAGGUGGAAAGGAGUCGGAGCUGCAAUGACACCGUUCAGGAGAGAUCAAAGAGCAGGCAGAGAUCAGCCCCAGCCAACAAAACAAAGGUGCCACCCGUCACCAGCACGUCGGCGCCGCUGGUGGGAGUUCUGUCGUCCACCCAGAACAACCGGUGCCUCUCCGCCCCCGACCUGACGGCAGAGCGGCGCCUGGUCCUCAACCCCGUGUCCUCCCUCUCCGUCCUGCACAGGCCAGAGCGCUCCAUCAGCCCCGAGAGCAACGACAGCAUCUCGGAGGAGCUCAACCACUUCAAGCCCAUCGUCUGCUCCCCGUGCACUCCUCCCAAGAGGCUUCCUGACGGCAGAGUGCUGAGCCCUCUCAUUAUCAAAUCCACCCCGAGGAACCUGAACCGCAGCCUGCAGAAGCCCACCACCUAUGAGGCCAGCCCUAGAAUACUGAAAAAAUGGGAGCAGAUAUUUCAGGAGCGCCAGAUCAAAAAGACUCUCUCUAAAGCCACCCUCACGUCCUCGGUUUCGGAACCCGGGGAGGACGUGACCGUCCCUGACGUCACCAACUGCAGCAGCUGCACUAAAGAGCAGCCGCAAGCGCAGGACGAUCCCCUCGCACCCGGCACGGCAGCAGAGCCUCGCCCCGAGCUGGAUUUCUUCCCUUCCGUCAGUGAAACGAAGCUGGGAAGGGGGAGUGAGAAGAGCAGAGAGUCACAGGCCUUAACAGCGGGCGCCGGCGCCGCCGAAGCAGAGGGAAGACCGAACGUCACCCCCCUGAACGCGCGAGUGUCCGAAGCCCCCGGGCUCAAAGUGAGCACGUCCACGGACAAGUCCUGCCUCAGCCGGGGGGGAAGGCUGGCGGUCGUCGGGGCCUCGGUGCCCAGCAGCAGCCCGCUCGGAAUCCCCGCCAAGACCUCGGGACAAAAGCAGCUGAAGUACCUGAACAGCAGCGAGCUGCUCAAGGUGCAGAACAGCACGUGCAGCUCCGUGGAGAACCUGCUCGGGGAGCAGCCCCCGUCGCUGAGGCGGGGCCGCAAGAGACGCUGCAAAACGAAGCACUUGGAGCACAACGGCUCCGUCAAGAGACUGAGGCACGCGGUGGGGGAGGUGGCCCUGCCUCCUCCGGAGGAGCGCCUGGUCCGGGAGGUGGAGCAGAAGCUCCAGCAAGAGGAGGAGGACAGGAGGUUGGCCCUGCACCUCCAGAGGAUUUUCGACAGCGAGAACAGGACGGUGGACAGGCGGAAAGUCCGGGUCGAUCGGUAUCUGCUGCGGUCGAAGAGCACUCUGGGGGCCAAGUAG